Molecule: messenger RNA, 741 nt
Organism: Chaetomium strumarium
Lineage: Eukaryota; Fungi; Ascomycota; Sordariomycetes; Sordariales; Chaetomiaceae
Exons: 5
Coding region: 1-741 (246 amino acids)
Molecular function (GO): oxidoreductase activity, acting on the CH-OH group of donors, NAD or NADP as acceptor
Source: RefSeq, a predicted model, not a curated record
AUGCCUUCCUACGUCAUCACUGAUGUCUCCAAAGGCCUGGAGUUUGAGAUGCUGCGCAUCCUCUCGAAGAACCGCCAAUACAUCGUCAUCGGGCUCGUGCGCGGCAAGGCUGCCACCGAGAAAGCCCCGCGGCCGACACGGGCCGCCAUCACCGGCGGGAAGCUGGACUACCUGAUCGCCAACGGAGGCUACGUGCCCCAGUGGGAUGCGUACGACCCGAUCGGCGAGCUGGCCGAGGAGGCCGACAUGGUCUCGGAGAAGCUGGCCAAGCUCUACCAGACCAACAUCGCCGGCAACAUCCAGCUCUGCCGCUACUUCCUGCCCCUCAUCCUCAGGGGCGACGUCAAGAAGGUCAUCGCCUUCUUGAGCGGCCUGGCCGACCUGAAUUCGCUCAACGGACUAGGCCUGACCAACUCGCCUCUGUACGCCCUCACCACGGCCGGCCUGAACGUGCUGAUGGCCAAGUACUCGGCCCAGUACAAGAAGGACGGCGUCUUGUUCGUCAGCAUAUGGCCGGGCAUGGUCGAUGUGGGCCACUUUGACAAUGCUGGAAGCAGUCAAGGCCAUGGAGGCCAGGUUCAAGGCGGCCAUACCCGGCUUCCCGGCCCCACGAAGCCAGAUGUGGCCAUGCAAAACGUCAUCAACCUGUGGGAGAAGGCUAGCAUCGAGAACGGGAUACAGGGCGCGCAGGGCGGCAAUCUUCAGCUGCAUCGUCUGCUGGUGCAGUCCACUGCGGUGUAG